Callorhinchus milii (elephant shark) is the source of this 726-nucleotide messenger RNA. Its product is annotated as adhesion G protein-coupled receptor E1-like. NCBI's taxonomy places the organism in Eukaryota, Metazoa, Chordata, Chondrichthyes, Chimaeriformes, Callorhinchidae. The record is from RefSeq and is a predicted model, not a curated record. The transcript is spliced from 6 exons. Gene Ontology annotation, molecular function: calcium ion binding. Bases 142 to 726 code for a protein of 194 amino acids.
GGGUGUGUCUCAUAUAACUGUACAGUUUAUUUCCCUUCUCACUGAGUGUGAGUGUGAGUGUGAGAGAGACAGAGCGAGAGAGCAAGAGAUUACUGGUGGACUUUCUGUAAACUGGUUGUGAGGAACUCUGUGUCUGGGAUCAUGAACACUGAAGUCCUUAUUCUGGUGAUGUGGGUUUGCAGUGUGUGGUAUCCACAGCUCGUCACAAGCCAGAGGUGCCGGGAUGGUUAUCAGCUUUCACCGGAAUUUGUCUGUGUUGAUACAGACGAGUGUGAGACUUAUGGUGAUCCAGCGCUCAUUACCGCACUGUGUGGUUCAUACACACUUUGUCACAACGUACCCGGGUCCUACUACUGUACCUGUCAACAAGGCUACGUCAGUCCUUCUGGAACAACUAAUUUCACCCAAAGUACAGAGUGCGAAGAUAUCAAUGAGUGUCAGUCCAGCCCAUGUGGCUCCAACGCAACUUGUCACAACACUGAGGGAGGUUUCCUGUGUGUAUGUGACAAAGGGUUUGUCUCCAGCACCGGAACAGCUUCUUUCAACACCACAAUGAAUUACUGUAAAGAUCGCGACGAGUGUGAAAGCAGCCCAUGUGGCUCCAACGAAACUUGUCACAAUACGGAGGGAAGUUUCCACUGCACGUUUGAUCCAGGUUCUGCCUCCCGCAACAACACAACCAAUCACUCUGAAGAUGUCUCUCAGAUUGGAUUCAUCCUGAUCUGA